GUCCUAGGAGACGGUCGGGGUGUAUCUGUGUGUGCCUCUGGUUUUUUGAGUAUGUGCGCGAGAACGCGCGCGCGUGCGACAGUGAGCUUCCUCCCCAGGCAUAGUGCAGACCGUGCCCACGACGUUACUCUCCUAGCAGCCGCCAGCAACGCAAGGCAACAGCAGCCUCCGCCCCCUCAGCCCGGUGAUUGGCUGGCCUUGCUUAUCAUUUCCCUGUUACGGCGAGGAAAGGGCCAGUGACGCCCCCGAGCUCAGCUGCAGAAGCGACCGCCACCUCCAAUGCACAAGGUGUCACAUUUGAAAAGAAACCUGAGCCCCGGGGAGACGGCACUGAGCGACCCUGGCCUGGCUAGUGCAAACUGCGCGGCAGGGCGCCGGGCAGCGCUGGAGAACCCAGAGAGCUCCACCGCAGAACAUCCUAGCGACCUGAUUCUGGGAUCUCGGCUCCACGCUCCCAUCGCAAUUUUCAGAUUUCUCCCCCUCCACUAUUUUCCCAAAACGGAGUCUUUAUACCAAGAGAAGGUGCCGGAACUGGGGCAACCAGGACUUUCCCGGGCACCCAAGAUGCGCUCCAUUAGAAAGCGGUGGACCAUCUGCACUAUAAGUCUACUUCUGAUCUUUUAUAAGACAAAAGAAAUAGCAAGAACUGAGGAGCACCAAGAGACGCAACUCAUCGGAGAUGGUGAAUUGUGUUUGAGCAGGUCGCUUGUCAACAGCUCUGAUAAAAUCAUCCGGAAGGCUGGUUCAACCAUCUUCCAACACUCUGUACAAGGCUGGAAAAUCAACUCUUCUUUAGUCCUGGAGAUAAGGAAGAACAUUCUCCGUUUCUUAGAUGCGGAACGUGAUGUCUCUGUGGUCAAGAGCAGUUUUAAGCCUGGUGAUGUCAUACACUAUGUGCUGGACAGACGCCGAACACUAAAUAUUUCGCAUGAUCUGCAUAGCCUUCUGCCUGAGGUUUCACCAAUGAAAAACCGCAGGUUUAAGACCUGUGCCGUUGUUGGAAAUUCCGGCAUUCUGCUAGACAGUGAGUGUGGCAAGGAGAUUGACAGUCACAAUUUUGUAAUAAGGUGUAAUCUAGCUCCUGUGGUGGAGUUUGCUGCGGAUGUGGGGACCAAGUCAGAUUUUAUCACCAUGAACCCAUCAGUUGUGCAAAGAGCGUUUGGAGGCUUUCGGAAUGAGAGUGACAGAGAAAAAUUUGUGCAUAGACUUUCCAUGCUGAAUGACAGUGUCCUUUGGAUCCCUGCCUUCAUGGUCAAAGGAGGGGAGAAGCACGUGGAAUGGGUUAACGCGUUAAUCCUUAAGAAUAAGCUGAAAGUGCGGACUGCCUAUCCAUCACUGAGACUUAUUCAUGCUGUCAGAGGUUACUGGCUGACCAACAAAGUUCCUAUCAAAAGACCCAGCACAGGUCUCCUCAUGUAUACACUUGCCACCAGGUUCUGUGAUGAAAUUCACCUGUAUGGAUUCUGGCCAUUCCCCAAGGAUUUGAAUGGAAAAGCUGUCAAAUACCAUUACUAUGAUGACUUAAAAUAUAGAUACUUUUCCAACGCAAGUCCUCACAGAAUGCCAUUAGAAUUCAAAACACUGAAUGUGCUACACAAUCGAGGAGCUCUAAAACUGACCACAGGAAAGUGCAUGAAGCAAUAAAGCACAUUUCGAAGGAUAAAAACUGGAUACACACUUUUUCUAAAGAUGCUUCUGGAGAUUUAGAAACAGGAUCCAAAACGAGGCUGGGUUUCAGCAUCCACCAAUUGACUGAAUAGCUGAAAUGGAAGUCCGUGUGAAUCCACCACCAGCUGAUGAAACACCUGCUAAGUGCUCUAACUAUAAAACAUUCUGACUUCAAGGGUCCUAGUAAGUGCCACUUCCACGAAGAAUACAGUUUGAAUGUAUUAUCAGUAGUGUUUACAAGAUCCAACAGUGCACUCAUCGUUAAUUAGCAAAGCAAAUAUGUUCAUCACUGUGGGGCAGCCACUGUAAUGCCAAGCACACUGGAAGAGGAACCCAGGAGCACAGCUCGGCUCUUGGGAAAUUAAAACAUCCUUAUCUGCAGAGCUGAAGAAGAGAAGAGUUCCAACGGUGAAAUCCAUGAGAUGAAGCAACUUGAGAAAAUGCCUUCAGUCACAACACUGAGAAUGAUCGUGUUUAUGUUUUGCUUGUGUUUCAUUUGUCUUUUGAAACUUGUUUUGGUUUGGGCAUGGGAGUGCUUAGAAUAUCAUUUGAGGUACAGAAAUGGGAAAUACAUAUGAAUGAGGAAAAUAAACAUCAAACAGUCCUUUCCAAAAUUCUAAUUUUUAAACAACAGUCACACCAAACUUGUUUAUUUGUUUUGUUCUGCACAGCUCUAAAUCUCUGGAAUAUCUAUCAAUGGUGUAGCAGGUACCAGCCAAACUAUACCACUCAGUAAUAAUAAACUGUUGUAAAGGAGUGAUACUUUAAAAAUGGUGAAAUUGCUCUUGGUACCAAAGAUUAUAUCAUGUUCCUACACAGUAAACCAUUUCUCUUUCAUUAAAAAAUAUAUUAUUAACAUGAACACAUCAAUAUGCUGUUACUAUGAUACUUGGAUCUAAAUAUCUUAAAAAUUUCAAACUCAAACAUUGUUUUAAAUUUAUACCCAUGACAUUUCAUAAUAAUUUUGUGGGAGCAUGUUGCCCUGUAGAAUAAAUACUGGGUUGAUGUAGCUGAGAUGUAACUCCUAGUUCUAUAAUAUUAUCCUGGUUAUUCAGAUGCAAAGAUAAACAUGCACCACUUAAUAUCAUUUAAAAAACUUCUCCCUACAAAAUAACAUAAUUAAUUGAGACUUGUUUUUAAAACAGAUGAUUAAUUCAAAGCAGUUUGACAAUAAUAUAUCAACAUUGUGCAUUUGAAGAGAAUUCAACUAACAAGAAUUUUUCUGCAGUUAAGUCCAGUUCCAUUACUACUCCUUUUUGAAAGAAACAUGAAGUUAUUCAUAGAGUGACUUAGAAUGAUUAGAUACGUGACUGAACUGACUAGUGGGCUGGUGUUUUGUUUCUUUUGAAAGCAGAAGCUCUGAAUUCUCACUUCUGCUUUGGCCCAUAGCAACUUAAUAUGACUUCUCGUUUCUUGGGGAAAGCAGUCUGAAGAAAGCAGAAAUAGCGUGAAAACUGUGACUAUUUUGUUUUUCUUAGGACAGGCAAACUGAAAAUGAAUGAAGAGUGUGGUUAAGGAGUACAUAUAUGUUAUAUAUAAUAUAUGUAUUCAUAUUAUGGAAAAAGAAUAACCACUGUACUGCAGUUACCAGUAUUUUUAAUAGGAGUUGUCAUUGUUUUUCAAAGUUAGCAGAAUCUCAGGAUAAAAAGUGCAUUUCUGAGAAUCAUGUAUCUAUCAGAAAACAAAAUAGAGUGCACAUGGGAGUUCCAGAAUUAACAUGAAUAAUCUCAAUAUACUUUUGUCAUUAAAAUCCUCAUCUAUUUGAAAAUUUGAAAGCAUUAGCUACAUGUGAUAUGAAUGUUAAAUUUAAAGUCUAAUUUACUCUACAAAUGAAAAGUGGGUAAUGUAUAAAAUUUAUUUUGAACUCUGUGCAUAUAAGUGUUCCCCGAAGUACCUAACAUGAAUUCCAUAGAAAUACAGAAGUCACAAGUAAAUUUUAACAAGUAAAUACUAUCUUGGCACUUAUUCAAAGUAUGUAUUUGAAAGCAGCAACAUAUCAUUUUGACUGCAUUUUCAAAAAGAGAAAAAAAAGUUUCUAAACAACAUUUAGGCCACAGCAAGCACACCUCAGGCAUCCUCUGUUCCAUGCAUUUGGUGUUUUUCUCUUAGACACAUUGGGUAGUGCCUUUUUAACGUCUUCACAUUGACUCUUUACUCCCCACUUUGUGUUCUCUAAAUGCUUGCCCAGUUAGGAAAAUGAUCAGCAUCACAAGGGCUUCAGAUUUGAAAAAAAAUGAUGUUUGUUCAUCUCAGGGAACUUUCAAUACGUAAGAAUGAAUUCAAGGUAUUUAGUGCUCAAAGAAGAGAUACUGUGUGAGACCAUUUCAUUCUCUAACAUAUACCUUUACAUUUGCCCUCACACUUCAUCCCAUCAUGGCCUUCUUACAGGGAAAAGGCGUAGAGAGUGAUGAGGGCCAGCAGUUAGAGGGAGGAAAAGAGUUAUAAUUUAACACACAUGAUGGCAUAAGGGAUCAUAACAAAAUCAAAUUAUAAGUAUAUACUUGAAGUAUCUGUGUUUUCCUUAAUAUGAUAUGCUCACAGCUUUAUUGUUUUAUUUCCUUUUUCAUGAUUUACUCAUGUACCUGGGAAUGCCCAGGCAGCUGACUGUGAUAUAUCCCAGUCAUUGUGGUAACAUGGUUGCUAAUGUGCUGUGGAUGUGACUAGACCAUGGAAAUAUUCUCACUGUUACUCAGCAUGAUCUAUACUUAAUAGUAAGUUGCUGAAAGAAAAUGUGAAUCAGUAACAGAUUUUCAUGGCAAAUCUAAUGAUUCAGCCCACAGGAAUAAUGAAACUACUGUGGAAGUUUUUCUCACUGGGAGAAGGUGCUGGGCAUUCGAAUGUCUUCAUGUGUUGUGUAUCAUAUGAACUGUAUAUUGAUUGUUAAUGGAAAUCUUUACAUAUAUGCUUACAGAAAUGCUUUAUUUAAGAAGUGCUAAGGGUAGUAUACAUACCAACAAAUUACUCAGCUACUACUCAAGAAGGGUGAGCAAAGUGAUUUAUUUCUAGUUGUGCCAGUUAGUCAUAAUACAUAUUAUGUGAUAUUUGGUUCACAGAGUUGUUUCAUGUGACUAUUGUAAGAACUAUCUAUCGUUGUGGAAGGGGGAUGGGAAACGUUGUGUAUAGUUAGCUGUUAUCUCUACAAGCUUGAAAGUUUCCCCGUUAAAUGUUACCAAUAUACCAAGGUUUUAAUAAAAACAGGUAAAGGUAAUUGUAUUUGAAAAACAAACUCCAAAUACAACCCAUCUAGAAAUAGAUAUUUUAUUUAUAUAUGUGCUAUAAAUAUAUCUAUAUAGUACAAAUAGACAUGUGUGAUGCAUAUAUACCAUGUUAUAUAUGUAUAUCUGUGUGUACACACUGAGUCUGUAAUAUGUGCACAACUAGAUGUGUGUUAUACUGGUAUCUUCAGGGUCUGCACUGUGAAGUUCCCUGGAGAUCAUGACCACUUUAAAAACAGAAGUUCUUUUGAGACUUCACUUACUACUCUGCUUUAAGAAAGACCUACUUUAUAGCUGAAUUAUAUGUUCUUUCCUAGAGUAAUAGUAAGAGACUAGUAUGUUCAAAUCUUUUCAAACAAAAGUAAAGGGAAAAAAUAUGUUCAAGCUGGCAAUGUAUUUAAAUCGCGAUUUUCUGACUGUGGGUCUAGGCCGGGUGUUUCUCCUUUAUGUAGCACCUUUUAAAAAAUACUGUUUCUUUGUGUAUGUAAAAGCACAAGUGUUUUAAAUGUAUAUAGCAGGAAGGAAAAAAAAAGAGUUUACAGAUAGCUCCGCUGCAUAGGAUAAUUGCUACUGAGUCUUUCUUAUACCAUCCGUGGAAUGGGAAAAGAAGCUUUUUCUGUAGGUUCAUUCUGUUCAACACUGUUCACUGUCACUUGUGUAUAGUAAUUAGAUAUUCUUGAUUUAUCAUUUGUACAAUUGUAAAAUAAAUUAAAUUACGUUUUUUCCAA
Molecule: messenger RNA, 5611 nt
Organism: Peromyscus leucopus (white-footed mouse)
Lineage: Eukaryota; Metazoa; Chordata; Mammalia; Rodentia; Cricetidae
Gene: St8sia4
Product: ST8 alpha-N-acetyl-neuraminide alpha-2,8-sialyltransferase 4
Exons: 5
Coding region: 280-1644 (454 amino acids)
Biological process (GO): oligosaccharide metabolic process; N-glycan processing
Molecular function (GO): alpha-N-acetylneuraminate alpha-2,8-sialyltransferase activity
Source: RefSeq, a predicted model, not a curated record